AUGACGCUCCCGUCAAUCCGUACUUCUACUGAGAAGCUGGAUGCCAUUGCCAUUGAGGUGACCGAUGUCGACGAAGAAACCUAUUCCCUGUUCAGCCAUGCACUUCCUUCAACCAACCUCGGCAUGGUUGAUGCGAAAUCGAGCAUGAUCACCAUCGAAGUUGCAGGGAACACAUACGAGAUACGCCAAAGUCCUGGUCUGCUGACCUCCUCCAACUCUGAGGGUACUACCGGUGCAGCCUUGUGGAAGAUCUCUCCUCUUAUUGCGGAAUGGCUUGCGGAUCGUGAUAAUGCUCUACGGACCACUAGCAUUCUGCAUGCUCAGGCUACAGUCAUCGAAUUAGGAUGUGGCAUAACUGGACUCAUUGGUCUCGCUCUGUCUCGUCUGGUCGCAACGUACAUUCUGACUGACCAGAAAUCCGUCCUCAAGCUACUGCAAGAGAACAUCAGGACCAACCUGUCGUCCCUCAACCGUGACAAAAAUGCCUCACGUUCUUCGCAGAAGCACAAAGCCUCCUCAAGAAACAACCCCGACGUACGUGCCAUUGAGUUAAAUUGGGAAACUGAUGGAAUUGACGUAUUGAACGAUGCCCUACCAGUUGAUCAGUCUAUUGACCUUGUGGUUGUCUGUGAUUGUGUUUUCAACGAUUUCUUGCUUGAGCCCCUCGUGACUAUGUGCACCAAGUUGUGCUCAAGGCAUAGAGAAACACCCACCAUCUUGCUUAUCGCUCAGCAACUCCGUUCCGAUGAGGUCUUCUCAGCUUUUUUGACUAUUCUUUCACGUAGCUUUCGUGUCUGGCGAUUCUCCGACAACUACCUGCCCGACUCACUACAAGAAGGGACGGGAUUUGCUACACAUGUUGCCGUACUAAAGUGA
This is a messenger RNA of Lithohypha guttulata, 876 nucleotides long. RefSeq names its product Ribosomal protein lysine methyltransferase (gene RKM5). Lineage: Eukaryota; Fungi; Ascomycota; Eurotiomycetes; Chaetothyriales; Trichomeriaceae. Bases 1 to 876 code for a protein of 291 amino acids. The transcript is spliced from 2 exons. The record is from RefSeq and is a predicted model, not a curated record.